This is a messenger RNA of Brettanomyces nanus, 1734 nucleotides long. RefSeq lists its product as uncharacterized. Bases 1 to 1734 code for a protein of 577 amino acids. Gene Ontology annotation, biological process: DNA-templated transcription. The transcript has 2 exons. Gene Ontology annotation, cellular component: nucleus. Gene Ontology annotation, molecular function: DNA binding; zinc ion binding. The record is from RefSeq and is a predicted model, not a curated record. Lineage: Eukaryota; Fungi; Ascomycota; Pichiomycetes; Pichiales; Pichiaceae.
AUGUCAUCAUCCCCAGAGUUUGAUCCCAAUACUUAUUUUGUCCAUUAUUACAAGAGAACGGAAGAUGAAGAUAUAUCCAUUUUAAAAUGGCCCGAUCCCUUAGUCUUGUUGGCAAUUUUAGCUUUGUGUGCAAGGUUGCACCCAACACUGGUGCGUCGCUAUGGAGAAUUCAACGAGGAUGUCGAUCCUCAGCUUUAUGUGCCAAAUUUGGUUGCCCGUGGAAAUCAGGAAGAUAAUCUCAAAUCUUAUUCGCAUUCAGCUUCCAAGUACUUUGGAUGGCAUGCUCGAAUGAUGUUAAGAAACGUAUUUGAUAGGCCUACUGUCCAAAGAGUUCAGGCUUUGACAAUGUUAAGUAGUCAUGAAUGGGGUGAAAAGAACGUCGCCAGAAGUUUCUCCUAUAUCGGUAUUGCAGCAAGAAUGUCUCUUUUACUAGGACUAGGAGAAACUAAUUCUUUAUGCUAUGAGAACGAGAAAUUGAAAGGAUCAGACCAGAAGUCAACGUUUAUCAGGCAAGAAGUUAAGCGCAGAACUUUAUGGUCUGUUUAUAUGAUGGACCGCUGUAUUUCGAGUGGUCGAAACAGAUCCUCUGCAAUAAGAGUUGACGAUAUUAAUAUUCCACUUCCAUGCAGUGAACGAGAUUUCGCAUUCGGUACCAAUGUUAAGUGUAUGACUUUUAAAGAGUUGACUUCAGUGCUGGAAGAGGGUAAACCAACUGAUUUGUUAUCUAAAUCCACUUCUACAUCUUUCACUAUAGCCACUUUCGAAAUUUGGGCACAUACUGCCAAAUGGGCCGGAGAAGGAGGUGCCAAGAAUGAGACUGUAGAUCCAUGGCUCAAAACAUCUACUCAUAAUAAGUUGUCUGAGCAGCUUGAUAACUUGGAAAAUAUGCUUCCCUCACACCUUCAGUACAAUUCCAUCAAUCUUGAUGCGCAUAUUGCAGACAAUUCUGCAGGUUCCUUUGGAUACCUUCAUUGUAUUAUCUUCUUAUCGCGGAUCUUUUUGAAUAGGGAAUAUCUAUACGUGACUCCAGAAUCUCUCAAGAAGGGAUGGUGGGAAUCAUGUACAAAGAAGUUGGUAUCAUCAGUUAAAAUGAGCUCAACGUUGAUUAAUACUCUUUCUUCGUUGAAUUUGAUGGUGGUGGCACCUUUCACUGGCUUUGAGAUAUUUACAAAUGCAGGUACUGCACUGUAUCUCUCUUCGUUUCCUUCAAAUGUACUGCAAGCUAAUCUCCAGCACUUUAAAUUUCCCACUAAGGAUUUCCAAGAAAUCUCUUUACAAAAUAGUCGAUUAUUGAGGCAUUGGGGAGAUGUAUGGACUUUGGCCAACUGUUGGGUCGAAUGGAUAGAAGAGAUGAGGAAGAUGUUCAACCACGUGACUAUCAGAAUUGGCCAGGAUACGGAAGGUUCUUCUCUAAGAAAUAUCCUCUUGGAUUAUGGGUCACCCAUUAUUGAGGAUGAAAACGAUCGUUCCGUGAAAACGGAAGAUAGCAGUCCCUUUAUUGAUAGUAAAAGAACUGACUCCGUGGGUGAAGCUCCUAUUGCCCUUGAGAUAUCGACUCAACAAUCCCAGCAUCCAAACAUACCUGUACUUUCUCACAGUCCGUUAAUUAGAACACCCAACUCCCUUGAAUAUGGUCCAUCCAACUUAGAAUCAUUAGAAUAUUUUGAUAUUGGCUCCAUUUUUCCCGGAUGGUACGACGCUAUCCAUGCUGAUGAUCCAAGAAAUAUUUAUUGA